UUUUUUAAAUUUAGCCUACCGGGUCGGGUCCUGUUUAAUAUCUACAUCCAUAACCUGUUCGAAUGACUGUUGAAACUACAACCAUGUACAAAUGAGAAGCAUUUGAAAAACACUUUCUGGCUCUGUUACAUCUCCUAGUAUAUUAGUAGUAUCCCUCUUUCACUAUCUUUUCCUCAAUCCUCUUCUUUGAAACUCAACAACAUUCAAGAGGAUCAGUCAAUCUAUAUAUCCAUUUAUCAAUCAAAAUCUUCGUCAUCAGAAAAAGAAAAUUAACAAAAGGAUGUCGUCUUCAUCAGCUACUUUUUCACCGGACCACCUCUCUCCUUCCGAUCAGCUCUGUUACGUCCAUUGCAACUUUUGUGACACUGUUCUCGCUGUGAGUGUUCCUUGCACCAGCUUGUUCAAGACUGUCACGGUUCGAUGCGGCCACUGCACCAAUCUUUUGUCCGUCAACAUGCUUGGUUUGCUUCUUCCUACGGCUAAUCAGCUUCACCUUGGCCAUUCUUUCUUCACUCCUCAGAGUCUCUUGGAGGAUAUCCGAAGCAGUGCAACACCGAAUAUGGUGAUCAAUCAACCAAACCAGAUUAAUGAAUCUAUUAUGCCUGCUGUUCAUGGAGGAGUUGAAGAUAUCUGCAAACCUCCAGUAGUCAACAGACCUCCGGAGAAGAGACAGCGAGUCCCAUCCGCCUACAACUGCUUCAUCAAGGACGAAAUCCAACGCAUCAAAGCUGGGAAUCCUGAUAUUAGUCAUAGAGAGGCCUUCAGUGCUGCAGCCAAGAAUGUAAGAUCUCAAGAUUCCAUUACUCUCUUCAACAUUUCUUUUAUUAUUAUUUACUUCAAAUAAUUUUAAAUGUUUUUUUUAG
This is a messenger RNA of Hibiscus syriacus, 863 nucleotides long. RefSeq names its product axial regulator YABBY 1-like. The transcript is spliced from 5 exons. The record is from RefSeq and is a predicted model, not a curated record. The coding region runs from base 281 to 844 and encodes 187 amino acids. Lineage: Eukaryota; Viridiplantae; Streptophyta; Magnoliopsida; Malvales; Malvaceae. Gene Ontology annotation, biological process: polarity specification of adaxial/abaxial axis; regulation of leaf development; cell fate commitment. Gene Ontology annotation, cellular component: nucleus.